AUGGCGGAAAGGUGUGCAGAUGGGAAUGAAACUAACGACAGAGCGAAAGAACAUGCAGACAGUCUACUGAGAGAGUUUGAAACAUGGCAAGAAACGACGGGAAGCGACGAAGUGUUUCUUCUUGAGUCACUAGGCGAGAGAAAUGGUGCAGUGACUCUGAGCAUGUUGCUUUCUAGUGAACAUGAAUUUAAACUGCAUUGUCCCAUGGAUGAACGAGAUGGAUAUUUCAAAGUGGAUGCUGAACCUUGUAUGACAGCGUGGGCCUCUACGUUAAAUGAGUACUUGGUUGGAUCCCUCAACAAGUUGAAUCUUUCUGAUGUUUUGAAUAAAGCUGUAAGCCUGUGUUCCUCUACAAAUAAAAAACAGCCUAGCUCGGAGCCUGACGUUGAUGAUGAAGAAUCAGAUUUGGAAGAUGACAUUUAUGUGAGGUAUGUUUUAAGGGUUCUCUGUAGGCAUCCCAGUAUACAGACAAACUGUCAGGGUCCGGAUGACAUUCUUGAUGAUGAUACAGCUUUCACAACAGAAUGGGACCUGAAGGUCGCUCAGAAAAAGGUGAGGUCAAAACUCCAGUCAUGA
Messenger RNA from Liolophura sinensis, 576 nucleotides. RefSeq lists its product as uncharacterized. The coding region runs from base 1 to 576 and encodes 191 amino acids. NCBI's taxonomy places the organism in Eukaryota, Metazoa, Mollusca, Polyplacophora, Chitonida, Chitonidae. The record is from RefSeq and is a predicted model, not a curated record. The transcript is spliced from 7 exons.